Thunnus maccoyii (southern bluefin tuna) is the source of this 4154-nucleotide messenger RNA. It is a transcript of the gene rdh10a, whose product is annotated as retinol dehydrogenase 10a. Gene Ontology annotation, cellular component: lipid droplet. NCBI's taxonomy places the organism in Eukaryota, Metazoa, Chordata, Actinopteri, Scombriformes, Scombridae. The transcript is spliced from 6 exons. Gene Ontology annotation, molecular function: oxidoreductase activity, acting on the CH-OH group of donors, NAD or NADP as acceptor. Bases 1602 to 2627 code for a protein of 341 amino acids. The record is from RefSeq and is a predicted model, not a curated record.
AUAUUAACAUCAACAUUAACAUUAACAUAUACACACAAUUAAGAGUACUUUAUCCUUCAAAAAUUGAAUGGUCUGUUAGGAACAUUUAGAAUAAACAGGCACACUUUGGCUUGUAAUACCACAUGUUUCUGUUAAUACAUAGGCAGUUUUGCUGAAGCAAGAUUUUAAAUGUGACUUUCGCUGAAUGCAAUAAUCACAUUCUGGUAUUACAUUAGUAAAGGAUCUGAAAUUUCUUCUACCACUGCUUUGGCCCCCUGGCACGCCCACUAACCAGCAGCAAACGUCCUGCAGAGCGUUGCACAACGUCGAAAACGUGAGUUAAAUAAAGAAAAAAAAACCCUUGCAAACCGGUGAAAAAGGUCUGCACAUUGAACGCACCCCAGGUGAGUCCGUGGAAGUCUUGUCUGUGUGUCUAGGCCAUUAAGUUUAUUGGCUAUCAUAAUCACCUUCGUGUUAGACAGAAAAACCAUUUAUGCACAUAUAGAUCACAUAUAGAUUGAAACAUACGGAUGUAUAUUACCCAAGUCUGUCUGGGUGCGUAUUUUAUCGAUUCUCUUUCACCUUCCGCAAUGCGCAGAUCUGAAUGGAUUAUUGUCAGACAAUACAGCUGUAUUGUCUUAGACUGCUUCUGAAUUAAAUUCAGUAUUGUGUUCAAAUAUAAUUCAGAUGACAUAAAGUCGGGAUAUUCUUUAAGGAAUAACAAGGAUUUUGCUUGUUCCAUGUAUGGGCGGACAUUGACCUGGACUUGCAGACUAUGGCAUGACUGAUGUUUUAAAUUUGCAUUUCGUGUUGGAAACCCUCUGUAUCCGUUCAUAUCUAAUUAUAUCCAGUGCUCAUAAAAUCCCAAUCACAACCUUAAUCCAAAAUAAGGAUUAAGACAAGCUCACUUAUUAAAUAAAUCAAAACAAAUCGGAUAUUUAGUCAGACAGUCCUGUUUGUGUAACUGGUUGUGUAACUAAGACAUAUUUUUCUCAUAACAAAUAGCUUUGUUUUAAAGAUAUUAAAAGCCCAAACAGAAAGAAGCAGUGGCUUUUAAAGAACAGGACAGCCGGAUCUCUGAUCUUCCUUUGGGAUAUUGAAUUGGAAACAAAUCGCAGCAGAUUAGUGUUAAGUAAAAUAUUUGAGGUUACAUCACCGCUGAGUGUACUGUAUAGACCUGGCGCUUCAUCCUGACAGGCGCUCAAGUCUCAGUCCUAUUGGUCCUCAGUCAAUUGCAUUGAUGGGUGGACUGAAUAAAUAGCGAGUGAGAUGCAGUUGAGGAUGAGAUGAGUAGAGGAGCAGCAGAGGAAGUGGGAGGCACACAGUUCAUAGUAGCUGCUCGUAACUCACUGCAACAGCGCGCUGUAGCGGCAACUGGACCCUGACUGACUGAGCAGCAUCUUUAACUCUCCUUGCACACACAAGUUGUGGUCUCGUUUUCGCCUUUUUUUCGCCACUUUUUUGUGUAUGAGCGUUGUUCGCGUUUCCUGCCUGCACUGUGAUCCAGUCUUGUCGGCGUCACCCUUACCUUCUUACCCGCUGUUAACAGGUUGCAAGAGGGGGAAACCUUCCCUGCGCUUCUGCCGCUGUUCAACUAGAAUUGAUUGAAACCUUGAGUCAAGAUGAUGAUGAUAAUUAUUGCGGAGUUCUUCAUGGUCAUUUUGAAGGUGCUCUGGGCUUUUGUAACAGCCGGGGCUAAGUGGGUUGUGCGGCCCAAGGAGAAGAGCGUGGCGGGACAGGUGUGCGUGAUCACCGGGGCUGGAAGCGGCCUCGGGCGGUUCUUCGCCAAGGAGUUCGCCCGGAGACGAGCGAUACUGGUGCUAUGGGACAUAAACAGCCAAAGCAACGAAGAAACAGCAGAGAUGGUGCGGCAGAUAUACCAUGAACUCGACACUCCCAUAGCUAAAGACGGACCUGUUGGAGGGGUCGAGGAAGUCCCUCCUUUCCAGCCGCAGGUCUACACCUAUGUGUGUGAUGUGGGAAAGCGGGAGAGUGUGUAUUCUACAGCUGAGAAGGUGCGUCGGGAGGUGGGAGAGGUGGACAUACUGAUCAACAAUGCCGGUGUCGUCUCUGGCCAUCACCUUCUAGAGUGCCCCGAUGAGCUGAUUGAGCGCACCAUGGUGGUCAACUGCCACGCACACUUUUGGACCACCAAGGCGUUUCUCCCCAAGAUGCUGGAGCUGAAUCAUGGUCACAUUGUGACGGUUGCCAGCUCCCUGGGUUUAUUCAGCACAGCUGGAGUGGAGGAUUACUGUGCCAGUAAAUUUGGUGCCAUUGGGUUCCACGAGUCACUGAGCCAUGAGCUGAAGGCUUCGGAGAAGGAUGGCAUCAAUAUGACUCUGGUGUGCCCUUACCUGGUCGACACGGGAAUGUUCAAAGGCUGCAGGAUAAGGAAGGAGAUUGAGCCAUUUCUGCCUCCCUUGAAGCCAGAGUUUUGUGUGAAACAGGCCAUGAGGGCCAUCCUCACUGACCAGCCCAUGAUCUGUACACCUCGCAUCGUCUAUAUGGUCAACUUCAUGAAAAGCAUCCUGCCCUUCGAAGCCAUUGUGUGCAUGUACCGGUUCCUAGGUGCAGACAAAUGUAUGUACCCCUUCCUAGCUCAAAGAAAGGAGGCCAUGAACAACAAUGAGGCCAAGAAUGGGAUCUAGGGGGUGCUGUUUGCAACACGAACAGGGGGCACAUAAACCUGCAAGCAUGAGGAAACAACCACUGAGGAUGAAAAAUGGGGAAGAUGGAAGGAAAGAAGAAAAGACUGAAUCUAGACUGGUGCACUUGCAUUGAGCAAAUGCAAAGGUUUACCAUAUUGUUCCUCUGGAACAAAGAAAGCUGUGUACUACACAAAGGAUUUUUUUUACUUUUUUUUUUUUUUUUUUGGUCGUUUUUUUUUUUUUUUUUUUUUUAAAGUUUGUUUAAAGAAACCAACAUCUAUAUACUGUGUCACUAGUUUUUGAAAUCAUACAGAAAAGGUAUCCAAUAAUUAACUAUUUACGUAAUGUAGUCACCAGCCUUAUCUAGUGUUAUUGUGGAAAUAUACAGUAUGUUACUGUACAAACAGUAAAAAUCUUUUUUUUUCACUUUUUUUUAUUUUUUUGUAGACAUGCACUGUAAUUUUCUGAUUUUUCUCCACACUGCCAGCAUUCUCUGUAUAGGAAGAUUCAACACAGCAUUUCAAACUACCCAACCUCUCCCCACACAGAGGCUCUUUAUCAGUCAAUCUGUUUGCAACAUACAGUACUGAUUAAAGCUUGUGCCAUUUAAAAUAAACCAAGACAAAUAUUUCACAAUUAAGUUUACCUUAUUCAGUUAAUACGUUGAGAUACAAACAUGUUGCAUAUAUGUUGAAAAUCAAGUCCAUGCAUUCCAAAUGGGACAUUUAAUGGCCAGACUGUGGCUGACUCCAGUUUAAUGAGACUCAACUGAGUCCUUUUUUUUUUAAUGGUCCUGUUAUUUCAGGUCUGUAUUGACUAACCUCUCAAAUUAAAGUGCACAAGGGAGUCAGUGUCCUGGGUUGAACUAGCAUGUGUGACACAUUCAGAAUGUACUGGGAGAAACUGAGAGGAAAUGCAUUUUUAUUUUCUCUCAUUUGUCUUUAUUUUUGAGAUCUGUGGUGUUUAUAUUGUAAAUUUGUUAUCAAUAUUUUUUUGUUUAAAAAAAAUAAUCCAACAUAGGCUGUAAGUCCAGGCGAACCGCUGGCCCAACACUGAUAGUUGAGGGAAAUCUAUUAAAGACACUAGCUUUCCGUAUUUUUUUUUUUUUUUUUUUUUUUUCCAAAAUAACACUAACUCUUCUGUCCAUUGUCCACCUUGUCCAGUUAAAGUGAAAUGUAAAUGUUUAAAUGUAACUGUUGUGAAUACCCCAGUAUCCCAAAAUGACUGUCUUCACCAUAUUUGAUGUAUGAAUAUUUUAUAUACCUUUUGGGACGACAAGAGUUUUUGAAUUUCAACUACAUUCCAAUAGGCAUCAUUCCUUCAGUCAGUGAUGAGCCUAAAUUCUCUACCUCUUAAUUUUUGCCUUUUUUUUUUUUUGACAGUAUGACAUAAGCCUCUUUUUUUUUUUUUUUCUUUUUUUUUUUUUUUUGUAAUUUUCUGAAGACUGCUCUAUAGCAGAGCAAAUGUGGUUCCAAUGUUUAGUGUCUCUACCUAACUUAAAUUAAUAAAGUGAUUUAGAUUAUUAAA